AUGCUACUUAGCAAAUGCAUCCUUAAGAAUUAUACUGCUAGAUACCCUAACCAUAUACAAGUAUACACGGAUGCUUCAAAACAAACACAUGGAGUAGGCUGUGCCUUUUAUAUACCAGCACUUAAUGUUGAAAAAAAAAUCAAACUUAAUCCCAUGACAUCAAUAUUUUCCGCUAAAACUAUAGCUAUUAUAAAAGCAUGCCAAUACGCUGACAACCAUGAUAUCAAAAAAAUAAACAUAAUGUCUGACUCUUUAUCAGUCCUAAAAAGUUUCUCUAGCCAACUAGAUGCAAAUUCUGUAAGCAGUAAUUCCUUUAGAGUAGAAUUAAAAAUACUAAUAUCUGAACUAACGAUCAGACAAUUCAAUAUAAUUUUUACUUGGGUUAAAGCGCACAUUGGUCUCCAAAAUAACGAGAAAGUAGAUGAGUUAGCGAAAGACGGUAGUCUAAACGGCGAAGAGAUUUCAAAUGAUAUUGGGCUACAAGACUGCAUUUCGAUAAGUAAAUAUAAUUUAAAGAAUAGCUGGAAAUUAAGAUGGAAACAAUAUUGCGUAAACCACCCGACAAGUUACACACUUUUACAUCCAGAGAUCCCAACGCAGUACUGGCACAAAAAUCAAGAUUUGUCGAGAUAUGAUAUAGUUACCAUAAACCGUUUAAAAUUUGGACAUGCCUGUUUCCCUUCUCACUUGUUCAAGAUUGAUCUGAUAGACUCUGAUUUAUGUGAAAUAUGUAAUAUACCAAGCGAUUUAAAUCACAUUUUUUUCGCAUGUAACAAGUUUAAUAUACAUAGAAAUAAACUAUACAUUUAG
Messenger RNA from Diabrotica virgifera virgifera (western corn rootworm), 810 nucleotides. RefSeq lists its product as uncharacterized. Gene Ontology annotation, biological process: DNA replication, removal of RNA primer. The coding region runs from base 1 to 810 and encodes 269 amino acids. The transcript has a single exon. The record is from RefSeq and is a predicted model, not a curated record. Lineage: Eukaryota; Metazoa; Arthropoda; Insecta; Coleoptera; Chrysomelidae. Gene Ontology annotation, molecular function: RNA-DNA hybrid ribonuclease activity; nucleic acid binding.